AUGACGCGUCGAGCCCGCACGAGAGACCUGGUGCACCGUUACCAACUUGAGCAACGAGGGCGCUCGGCAGUGAUUCGGCUGUCUGCCGACGUUGUGGACCAGCUCGGAAACCUGGAGACCGCGAGCGCGGCGAGUACGCAGAAGAACAGCACCAGGAGCGCGUACUCAGGCGCAAGCAGUAUCGGCAGCGAGUUCAUCAACGAUCAGAUUCCGCUGCAUCAGAGAGAGGUGGCGAAGAUUCAGUCGCAGAUGAAGAGCUUCGUCAAGGGCAUGGUCCGUGGCCGUGAGAUGAACGUGCUGUCGGCCGUACUGGCCAAGCUCUGCACUUGCCAACGAAAGUCGCGCAAAGACCAAAGAGAGUCACCACGAAUCCGAGUCGUUUUGUUUUCCAUGUUUUCCAUACCCAAAGUCUCUGCGACACUGAGCCCAGAGCCAAUGCAGUGCUUCGGGGAUGGCUGGAGAUGCUGGAGCACCCUUGCGUCGAGUUGCCGUCGCCUCCUCGCUGCGCAAGCUGUCGAGGCUCCGGCCAAUGUUGCAGGAGCCGAGCCACGCUCCGGAGGCAAAAGGUCUCAGAAGAAAAAGGCCUUGCAGGCAAACUCAGCUUCUCAAGCAUCAGGUCGGCGUGGACCUAGUGGGCAGGUCAUUGCUGUGAUCCGUUUCAUCGGGCACAAGGUAGUGAUGUUUCGCCUGGGGGCCCCGCUCGCCCUGCCGCUUCUGGGCCUGCUCCUUCCUGCGGCAUCGCUUCCCUUCGCCGAAGACGACGAGUGCGACGGCAGCGACGGCUCCGAAUGUGCCUUGCAGGCUUUGCAAAGACGUGCAGUGCAAGGUGAGUCCUCUUCCGAAGUCUCCCUGGGAGAGUCCAACAGCAGCUUCCGCUACUGCCACGAAAGCUGUUGGUUGAAGUACGGCUUUGUGAAAGGAGACUGCAGAUGCGACGUGCACAGGGGUUGGUACAUGUGGAUAUGUUGGAAGCGGAAUGGGGUGCGCAUUAAGCCGGAGUACGGCCAUCAGUUCAACUGUCAUGGCCUGACACAUGCGGCCCCGGCACCACCCCCACCGCCCCCACCAAAGGAGUAUACAUCCUCCUACAAUCCCAAGUACCGCGUGAGAAACCCAGAGCUGGUGAAUGCCAGUACUGCUCCGCUCAUGACGUUCCAUCUCUACCGCGUUCAAAGUGAUGCCAACUAUAGCUGUUGUGCAAAUGCUGACUUGACGACGGCUGGUGCAGCCAUGUUCUAUUUGCACAACGAGAUCGUCUGGCACGCCAAGUCGCGAGCUGGUACGAAUUUUGCAGACCCGAAAACGCGAAUUCGUCGGUACAAAGUGUGGACACGAGCCACGCAGCCUUUGUUCGACCUCGGCAUGAACUUCGGCGUCAUGAACGAGUUCGACAUUACAGAGUGCACCGGCCCCUUCGAUUGCGAGAACUUUAAGCGCUUUGGGUACACGGUUGGCUGCGAGAACUGGGUUGAAGGAUCAGCUGCGAACUUCCCACAUCAAAAGUGGAACAAGUUGAACUUCUAUCCGAAUGCUGCAUGGUUCAGCUUGCCAGGCCCAUGCCCCUUUGGCAAGCUGGACGCGAAAAGUGCAAGCUGCAAGGCAACUCAGCCGGGUGGCCAGUGUCCCGAGGGUAUUUUCCCAGAUGGAUCAGGGGACUGCACCUACCAAAUCGCUCCUGCUGGAGAGAUCCGCAUCGAUGACUUGGUCGGCAUCACAGAGGAGACUGGCAACUACGCCAAUUUCAUCAAGGUAGGCGGACGUGAAUACGAUCCAGUCAUCGACCAGGGUGUCCACUUGAACUUCUGGGACGGACGGUUUGAUGCAAUGCUUUGUGAAUGGCGGACCAAGAAGCUGGAAGACAUGUUUGCAAAGAAGUAUCCGGACGAUCCGACCAUCGAAGCGCCGGAGUGUGACUUCAACAAGUGGAAGUUCUAUCACGGCACUUCGCACAAGCCGUGA
Messenger RNA from Symbiodinium necroappetens, 1959 nucleotides. The record is from the annotation of a GenBank genome assembly. Lineage: Eukaryota; Dinophyceae; Suessiales; Symbiodiniaceae.